This is a messenger RNA of Taeniopygia guttata (zebra finch), 4624 nucleotides long. The record is from RefSeq and is a predicted model, not a curated record. NCBI's taxonomy places the organism in Eukaryota, Metazoa, Chordata, Aves, Passeriformes, Estrildidae.
UUUCCAUGCAGGCGGCCAUCCAUCCAUCCAUCCAUCCAUCCAUCCCUGUGGAUGCAGGAACAGCUCCGGGAGCCGUGCUGCGAGCAGGUCUCGGCUCCAGUACACCCCGUUGUUACCGAGAGGCCUCGGCCGGCUCAGGCAUCGCUUCCCCCGGCUGGCACAGAGCCACCCGCGCUGCUCCGGGCAUCCCGGCUGUUCCAGCCCUGCAGCCUGAACGCCCGGGACACCAGUUGUGACUCUCCUGUGCCUGUAGCUGGGAAUAGCCAUGUCAGCCCAAAAGGACAGAUGGGUUUCUUCCUUGGUUUUCCUUCUCUUCUGUGCUUCCUCCAUCCCAAAAUGUGGAAGUGCCAGCCUGCAGCAGGAGCCAAGCCCCCAGCACUAUUUCAGUGGCUUGGAAGCUGGAAAAACAUCCUUGGCUUUUUUCACCCCCAGUGUUUCUCCUGGUGCUCAGCCCUUCUGGGAGCAGAUUGAGAGCUCAGCUGAGGCCCUCCAGGACUAUGGUGUUUCUGUGGUGAAGGUGAAUUGUCCCAAAGAGGAUAUGUCAAGAUAUUGUGGAAAAGAAAAUGCAUUAAGGAAAGCCUUCCUGUUCAGAGGAAACCGACUGAUCCGAGAGUUCCCCACCGACGCCCUGUUUGAUGUGAACUCCAUCGUCGCCAACGUUUUGUUUGCCCUGCUCUUUAAUGAAGUUAAAUAUGUUGAAACACUGGCAGACCUUGAGAACAUUGAAAAUCUAUUGAAAGGGAAGUCCAACAUGGUCUUUGCCUAUGUACCAGCUACUGGGACAGCAGAGCACAGAGCUGUGAUGGAGGCAGCUUUUGUCUAUGGGACCAUCCACCAGUUUGUCCUGACAACUGAGGCAGCACUGCUGAAGGCCACUAGCCACGAUGACCCCGAUGUCUCUUCUGCCUGGCUCUCGUUCUGCCACUGCCAGCGGGCCACAGAGGCAGCCCAGCCCUGCAGGAGGACAGCCCUGGCACAGCCCCUGACCCUGCUCAGCAUCCACAGGCACCUCAAGCUCAUGGGGGCUCCCUUGGUGACAGAGGUUGCUGAGGACCCAGAGAAGAUCUCCACUGUUCACUUGCAGCUCGGGCUGCCCCUGGUGUUCAUCCUGAGCCAGAAAGAGACCUACGAGGCUGACAGGAGGACAGCAGAGUUUGUGGCCUGGCAGCUCUUGGGGAAAGCAGGAGUUGCCCUUUUGUCCAGGGACCUCGUAGAGCUGAACGUUCUGCACCGGUCAAACGUUGCCCUCAAGACACCAGAUGAGGGAAUGCCAAUCCAAUACCUGGUCUUGGAAGACACUGAUGAAGUUAUAACCCUGGUGGAAGAUAAGAACAAGGUCAAACAAAUCCAGGAGGAUGAGCAGGAGGAGGAGGAGGAAGAUGAAGAUGAGAAAGAGAAUAACAAUCAAGAUAUUCAGGAUGACCAGGUGGUGGAAGCAGUUACCAGGGACAAGAAGAGAGAGCUGCCCCUGGAGCAGAUCCUUGUCCUGACAGAGGAGAACUUCCACUCUUCCCUCUCAGAGGCUGCUCGUACAGUGGUGCUGUUUUAUGCCAGCUGGGAAGCUGUGUCCCUGGCAGUGCUGCGCUCUUACUCCGAGGUGGCCGCUCACCUGAAGGGAGCCCCAGGGGUUUUGCUGUCCCGGGUGAACUGCUGGGACUGGCCUGGCCUUUGCUCCCAGGAGAAUGUCACCCAGUUCCCCACCAUCAGGAUUUACAAGGAGGGACAGCAGUCAGUGACAUAUGGUGGCAUGUGGGAAACCGAAGAGCUGAGCAGCUUCAUCCUGCUGAGCCAGGUUUCCUGCCCACUGAAGCUGGCCACGAUGGAUGAAGCAGAAGGAUAUUUAAGAGGGGAGUUUCCAUCUGAGCUCUCAUCCCACCACCACACCUCACUCCUAGGAGUUUUCAGCUCAGCCACCAGUGAAGCCAGGGAAGCUUUUGAAGAGGCAGGAAACAUCCUAAGUGGCCACGUAAGGAUGGGGAUGUAUUUUGAAGAUGAUGCCUUGUCUUUCUUUUCUGUGAGUACCUGGAACCCUCUUGCCAGAAAGGCAUUGUGGAACAAAGGAUCAUCUGACUACUCCACCAACAGUGGAUCCCGAAAAUACUCCGUGUCCCCCCCUGCCCUCCUCCUGACCCGGAGCGGUGGCCGGAGCGUGGAAGGCAUCGCUCUGUCCAAACACAGCGUGCAGGACAUGGUGCAGAUCAUCAGAUAUGAACUGCUGGACAUUUUUCCAGAAAUCACCGUGCCAAAUCUGCCCCAGUACUUGCAGCUCGGAAAGCCCUUCCUCAUCCUGUUCCGUGCUGGUGACAUCAGUCAGGUGGAAAGCAGGGAGAUGCUGAAGCUGGCAAAAAGAAGACCCCAGCAGGCGUUUGUGGCUUGCUGGUUGAACCUGGAGAAGACUCCAGUGGGAUAUGGGAUCCUGAGGACUUACUUUUCCACCACUCCUCCCUUGCCUGUUCUCCUCUGGGUGAACUUCCAUGCUGGAGGUCAGGUGUUCAAGUUCCCCUCAGAGCAGUCCAUCACUGAGAUGAACAUCUUGUCGUGGCUGGAGAAGCUCCAAGCAGGACUGGAGAUUCCCAGCAGCACCUUGUCUGAAGAGGACUGGAAGCCACCACUCCCUGCUUAUGACUUCCUCCAGAUGAUGGAGCCAUCCGUGCCUGAGCUGUCCCCCCACCCUGGGGACACCCCAGCGCAGCACCCGCCCAAGAGCCCUGGAGGGGACCCUGCCCGAGGGGACCCUGCCAGCCGGGAGGAGCCAUCCCAGCAGAGCGCGGCGGAGGAAGUCGGUUCCCCUGGGAGGGGCCUGCGGGGGACGGCCCCGAGGCUGGCAGCGAGGGACAAGCAGGGCAAGAGGCACGGCGAGCUCUGAGAGCUGGGCUGGGGAAAGGUGUGGGACUGCCCUGCAAAGCCUGGCACUUCCCCAGCCUGUUCUCCGAGGAGAGAAGAGGUUUCAGCUGUCAAGGAAUGGUGAAAGGAAAGGCCACUCCCUGCUGCUGAGUGCUGGGGGCUUCUGAUGCCAGGGACGUGUCUGUACAUCCCAUUUGUUGUUCCCUGGCUGCUGCUGGGAGCUCAUCAAGCAACAAGUUACACUGGAAAAGACAAUUCAGCCCUGCUCUGUAGAUUCCCCAAAUCUCAGAGUCACUUCAGUUGCCCCUGAGCAGGAAGGGGUGAGUGAUUCCAAGAUAAAAAGCCCAUUUCUCUCCUCCCUGGUUGCAGGAGAAGCUCUACUGAUGUGUGACAGAAAAUCCUGCAAUUCCAUCUGCAUUGGAACCGUGUGGAGCCAGCAUCCCACCACUCCAGGGCUGCUCCAACCAACCCCCAGUUGUGUUUACACCUGACUUGUGACCCAAAUUCGUGAGCGUGUUCAUCCUCACAGCGGGAGAAGAGGAGGAUCUGGUCAAAACAGAUUUAUUCCAGAGGCCAGAGCUCAGGUCACACAACAGUCCUGAAUAGCUGGGACAAAACUCUGCCAGCAAAUCCCAAGGGUGGGCAGGUUGGGAGAUGGCUUUCCUCACUGCUGGCAUUUUCUUGGUCACAAGCCCAGGGGGCUAUUUGCAGCCUCAAUUUGUCUUUGCUCUCAGUGACUGGAAUGAGGCUGGUGCCUCCUGAGCUGGGAAUGGUGCAGGGAGCAAGGUCUGGGGAAAGCUGAGUGCUGUGGAAGAGGGGAGGGUGAUGAAGGGCAAGGCUGGACCCUUCCAAGGUGGGAUGGAGCUGCUUCACAUCCAAAACUUAAGUGGGGAGCUGCAAAAACUGGGGAAGUGGAUUUCCAGCCUCUGCACAUCUCCUGGGGACAAGAAAUGGCAGCAGGUUGAAAGCAGAUGGCCUUUGAAGUCCCUUCCAACCCAAACCAUUCUAGGAUUCCAUGACCAUCCCUUCAAUGAAAUUUCCCUUCCACAGCACUGCUGAGAUGUGCUGGGAAACUCAGAUCCUCUUCCAGUCCUUAGAGCUCUGAAAUUACUGGGAAGAUGAAAAAAUCCUGGUAAGGGACUGCUGAGAGCAUUGCAAACUCAGUAUUUCUCAACCUGCAAGCAGCACACAUGGCUGUGAGUCUUUUGAAAUACCCAGAAAUAGAUUAUUAGUCCUGAGCUGUCCUGGAAGCCCUUAAUUGAGAGAGACCAUUUUUGGACUGAGUGACAGGCUUUGAGCCAAAAUGUAUGUAUUCAAAGGAAUAAAGUGCAGCCUGCUGAUCAAAGGCAUUAUUCCCAAGGGAAGGGUGUGAGCAGAUCCUUCGUGUGUUCCCAUCAUUCCUCUGCUCCAUAAGGUCCUUAUGCUGCUGAAUUCCAUAAACUGAACAUUGCUCAUUUCCCAUCCUGUCACUGGUCAUCAGCAUUGAAUCCCAGAAUGGGUUGGCUUGGAAGGGACCUCAAAUCCCAUCUCAUCCCACCUCUGCCAUGGGCAGGGACACCUUCCACUAUCCCAGGCUGCCCCACAUCCCAUCCAGCCUGGCCUUGGACACUUCCAGGGAUUCAAGGACAGCCACACUUUCUCUGGGCACCCUUUGCCAGGGCUUCCCCACCCUCCCAGCCAGGAAUUUCUUCCGAUUAUCCCAUCUCACCCUGCCCUCUGACAGUUUGAAAUGCAAUAAUUGGGUUUUUCAUUGCAUCCUAAAUAAACUCCAUCUCCAGUA